Messenger RNA from Leishmania braziliensis MHOM/BR/75/M2904, 1185 nucleotides. RefSeq lists its product as hypothetical. NCBI's taxonomy places the organism in Eukaryota, Euglenozoa, Kinetoplastea, Trypanosomatida, Trypanosomatidae. Gene Ontology annotation, molecular function: protein binding. The record is from RefSeq and is a predicted model, not a curated record. The transcript has a single exon. The coding region runs from base 1 to 1185 and encodes 394 amino acids.
AUGCACCGCAGUGGCCUGCCCCUCUACACACGCAGGCUUGUGGCUGCAGUGCCUCUCCACUGCCGCAAGGGUGUCAGGAGGUGCAACGGUGGCCCUUUCUGGCCUGUACACCGAGGCUUCACGAGCGGCACCACACCGUGCUCCUCUCCACCAGUCUCAGAGCGACUUUCCACCCCUGUCGAUGCCUCUCCGCUGCCAUUCUCUUGUGCGACUGGUGCCAGUGAUGCUGACAAGACUGCCGCUGUGCCUUCGGCGGGCACCUCGUCUUCACUCGGAACGGGUACCGCUGCUGCGGUUACUUCGACCGUGAAUGACCUUGACGGUGGCGAGGUACCCCUCAACACACCGGCCGAGGUCGAGGAGGCGUUUGCCUGCUCUGUGCAAGCGCGCACCGUCAGCAACGUUCAACUGCGCCGCUACAUUGACCAUCUGCCGCCGAAGGACUACUCCUUGGCGCUAGCGGCAGUGAAAGGUGCCAGGGCUGCUGGGCUGCGCAUCAGCGCCUUAACUUAUGAGUCGCUCCUUGCCUCUCUCAUGAGCGGUGGGCAGCUGCGCGCAAGCAUGGAACUCUACCAACUAAUGAUAAAGCAGCGCAUGACGCCGACACCGAACACGUACGCAGCACUGAUGGACAUGUGCCUGCAGCGCGACAUGCCCAAGGCUUGCCAGUCGCUAUUUAACGAUCUGCAGAAGCGCGGCGUGCGUCCUUCUGCCCAAAAUUACGAGCUGAUGAUCACGAGCCUUUCCACCGAGGUGCCGCCGCAGUGGAAGCGGGCCAUCGACAUCUUUGACAAGAUCUCACGUGAGCGUAAAAGCCGCAUCACCUCCAAGACUUACAAUGCCCUCAUGCGGGUCUACAUGAACAUGGACCCAUUCGACUGGCGAGUCGUCUAUAACUGCUACAGCGAAAUGCGUAACCGUCGCCCGCGAGUGCCGCUGGAAUGGGAGAGCUACCUCAUCCUGGCCGAGGCGCUGCGGAUGGGCCGGGCUGGGUACGUGCGCAGAGGCAUGGCAUACAUAGAUGCCUGGAUCGCCGUGACACCGCUGCGUUCGUGGAACUUCUUGAUGGGGGCGAUGAUGUACUUGACGUUCAUGAUGCUGCUGAAGUCGCUCGCGGGGUACUUGGUCGUGUGGUACUACGAGAUGAGUGUUCCCUCCACGUCCGACUCCGUCCUCUCCAGAUGA